Molecule: messenger RNA, 1159 nt
Organism: Zonotrichia leucophrys gambelii
Lineage: Eukaryota; Metazoa; Chordata; Aves; Passeriformes; Passerellidae
Gene: UBE2F
Product: ubiquitin conjugating enzyme E2 F (putative)
Exons: 10
Coding region: 161-718 (185 amino acids)
Source: RefSeq, a predicted model, not a curated record
GCCCUGCCCCGCCUGCGCUCUCGCGAGAUCUCGGCUGAGGGAGGAGGAGGAGGAAGACGAGGGAAGGAGGAGCCGCCGCCGCUGCCCCAGGCCGGCGCCGGGGAUGGUGUUGGCCGCGGCUGCCGGGCCCUGACGCCUCGCUCAGGUGGCAGCAGCAGUGAUGCUAACUCUGGCAAGCAAGCUGAAGCGGGAUGACGGCGUCAGAGGCCCCCGAGCGCCCAGCGCAGCGUCCGACUCCACUCGCAGGGUGUCUGUGCGGGACAAGCUGCUCGUUAAAGAGGUUGCAGACCUUGAAGCUAAUUUACCUUGUACAUGUAAAGUGAAUUUUCCUGACCCAAACAAGCUCCAUUACUUUCAGCUAACUGUAACCCCAGAUGAGGGCUAUUACCAAGGAGGAAAGUUUCAGUUUGAAACUGAAGUUCCUGAUGCCUACAACAUGGUGCCUCCAAAGGUAAAAUGUUUGACAAGAAUCUGGCACCCAAACAUUACAGAGACAGGAGAAAUCUGCCUAAGUUUAUUGAGAGAACACUCAAUUGAUGGCACUGGCUGGGCCCCAACUAGAACCUUAAAGGAUAUUGUCUGGGGGUUAAACUCUUUAUUUACUGAUCUUUUGAAUUUUGACGAUCCUUUGAAUAUUGAGGCUGCAGAGCAUCAUUUGCGUGACAAGGAGGACUUUCGGAAUAAAGUGGAAGAUUACAUUAAGCGCUACGCCAGAUGAUGAAGGGAUGGAUGGAUGGCAGGACCACGGCUCCAGAGCUGUCCUUAACCUCAGCAGCAGCCAAAGCAGCCUGGCUUGUACCAGUCCUGUGUCCAUGUUGUUCUGAAGAAGAAAACUAACUUCAUAACCUGUCCAUGUUCAAAGGAGAGUUCAGCAUAAAUACAGCAAGAAAUUGUGUCUGUUGGUUGAAAAAGUUGUCUGCUUCCUUUUACAAAUGUUUACUCUUCUGAACUGUACUGUAUAUCCUGUUGAUGAGGUAUGCUUGAGAAGUUAAAAGAAGUCACUAUUGAAAUUGUAAUUACACUUUUUUUUUUAAACUCUUGCCUAAUCUGGAGGGGGGGGAAGGAAAAAAGCAAACCCAAACAGCCCAAGCAGAAAAGGUGGCGUGUUUUUGGAACACUUCGAGUUGGCAAUAAAUGGUCUCCUGUGAACCAAAUCACU